Molecule: messenger RNA, 3230 nt
Organism: Lytechinus pictus (painted urchin)
Lineage: Eukaryota; Metazoa; Echinodermata; Echinoidea; Temnopleuroida; Toxopneustidae
Product: neurogenin-2-like
Exons: 2
Coding region: 299-1291 (330 amino acids)
Biological process (GO): sensory organ development; positive regulation of transcription by RNA polymerase II; axon development
Cellular component (GO): nucleus
Molecular function (GO): E-box binding; DNA-binding transcription factor activity, RNA polymerase II-specific; protein dimerization activity
Source: RefSeq, a predicted model, not a curated record
GCAUCAUUUGCAUCCUCUUCCUGAUAACAAGUCAUCUCAAUUCUCUCUCUUUCUCAUCAUCACGUCGUUAAGGCCAGAUUCUCCUCUAUUGCCAUCUAUUUAAACCGUCUUCUACCCAACAACCUGCCACUGCUUUAGUUUCUCGCGUGGAAAAUUCGCCAUCUGGUGCAGAUUGGGGACAAAUUUGACUUUUAAACAAGUGAUAGAUUUAAACAGAUUUCAAUCCACCUGUUAUAUCUCUUUUGUGAAAACCUUCUGCUCUUGGACUACAGGUGCUAUUAAUUAAAUACCACUCUACAUGCUCACACAGGAGAAGGGCAUAUCCAUUAUGCCAGCUUUAUAUCCAACCCCGAUGACCCGAACCUUACUGAGGAGGGAUCCCCCGUCCUGCGCACGCGCAUUCACAAGUCAUCCAACAUAUCCAGAACCGUCUUCGCUGUCCCUCUGCUCCAACUCUCGUUUCAACAUAACUCCUGAACCAGCGAACAGCGCCGCAGUACCCAUGGCAACAAAAGUCGCCGCAGCACCGAAGAGCGAUAAACCUGCGAAAAGUCAUAAACGUCGCCAGCUGAAUAACUGCACGAGCUCGAAAAGAGUGAAACUUGCGCCUGAUGUUCCAUCCAUGAAUUCGUCAACGACUACAGCGAUGCCAAAGAGAAAACGUUACCAAAGAAAUCGAUGUCGCACUCGAAGCCCAGCCUGCAUUCAGAAAAUUCGUCGUCAUCGAAGAAUCAAGGCUAACGACCGCGAGAGGAACCGCAUGCACAAUCUCAACUACGCUCUCGAUGGUCUAAGAGAAGUUUUACCCAAGUUUCCAGACGAUACAAAACUGACAAAGAUUGAAACCCUUCGGUUCGCCCAUAAUUACAUCUGGGCUCUAUCUCAGAUGUUGAACAUGGUGGACAGCAGCGAAAACGGUUCAGGAGCGGAGAACCCGUUCUCGGCUCUUCAAGCGAUGACGGGGGCUAUGACGGGAGCGAUGUCGGGAGGAGCGUCGGCAGCAAGUAUGUGCCAGCGUGUGGCUCAUGAGGCGAUGAGGAACGAGCAAAAACAACUUUUGAGCUGCAGGUAUGAACUUUCUACCCCUAUGGUUAAGGAAGAAACAACAUCUUGGGAUUAUCUAUACCCAGAGAGUCCCGAAACAUCAGACUCAUCUCCUGAACCACCAAUGUUUUCAAAGCAUUCUCUUCUGCAGACGUCACCCUUCAAACGCUCACCUAGUCAGCCGACAUACAUGCAAAAUCGCGAUAUCGUUGAUCGAUUAACGCCAUGUGCGUGGCUCACAAAUUAACAACUAACCAAACUAAACUUUUACAACUCACAGAGUAAACUUUCAAAAGAGUUCAAAUUAUCUUCUGCAGAAAUUUAUGGACUAUUUUCACCUCUGAAACACUGCCUCAUGAACUAUGAAAACGAACGGUUUCCAGAAUCAGUUCUUCGUUUAACAAAUUCAAUUGUGUUUCAUAUAAAGUUAAUUAAUUCUCAAUUUGUAUCAUGGGAUUGAUCAUAGAUAACAGUACUUUUAAAGAUCUCAGCUAUCAUAGAUUACGUGUCAACCCUCAACCCCUUUUAUUUUCUUAAAACAACUGCUAUAACUCCAACAAAAUGUGCAAUUUCUUCGCUCCAUAAUCAGUACAUAACUAAAGGUCAACUCAAACCGUCCAAUUUUUUCAUAUACUAGCUUCCAGGAGGGGCAGGUGAUCCGACUUUUUAAAAUUCUUAUUGUACUCAUAAAUUUUACCCCCAAAAUAAGUCUUACGUCGAAUAUUUCAUACAGCUUGUGCUUUAUGAUUGAUAUUUCAUUUUUACAAUAAUUAAUCAUUAUUAAAAUGAAGAACAUUUUCGAUUCACCAGAACAGAAAUACGAGAAGAGUAGAAAAUUAUUUCGAAAUGAGAAUGUUGAUGUACACGAGCAAUAUUUGUUGGUAUGGCAUUUGCAUGUCUUUUCAUAGAGUAUCGAAUGUAUAUACUGUGUAUUUAUAUUGUGCUCACACGUGUCAAAUGUAAUUGAUUUGUACAUAAUGCUGGGUGCUGGAUAAAUUUUAUAAAUGAUUUUGUAAAUAUAUAGAUACGUUUUCAGGUGUGAGUAUUUUAUAUGAGAACAACCUCAUCGAGGGCAAAUGUUGCAAUAAUAUCGCAAAAUGAAACAAGUAAAUGUUUAUUUCUUAUUUUCAUGACAGUAGAGAUACAUGUAUGCGUACACACUGUAUAUAAUAACGAAUACUGAAUUUGACCAUUUAUAAACAAAAAAUCGUAAAAUAAGUAUCUCCGCUGCACUCACAAAUACAUUGUAAACAUGUUUAGGUGUUAGCCUAGUUAUACAAAUGUAGAAAUUGAAACAUAUCAUGAUCCACUUUACGAUUGCUAUCAUGUUUUCGUGUAAAAUGAUAUACCAAUAAUUAUCAGAUUUACACAAACUAUUUUUCUGUUUUAAAAUAGUCUUCAAUCAUUUAUUCGUUUCUCAUGAUUUUUAUCCAACUGUGUUAUAUAAUCACAUUUUAAUCAAAGUAAUUCAUUAUUCACGGUCAUUACACAUUAAUGUUAUCACGUUGCGACGAAGGAAUAGCCAGUCCUCUCCUAAUUGACAAAAAUGUUCAUUUUAAAAGAGGAAGAAAAAGAAAGAAUAGUGGAGAAAGGAGAAAGAAAAUAUGGGCAAAGAGAUGGUUAGAUCAUGGACCUAUAAUGGUUAGAUCAUGUUCAACCCAAAUAAUGUAUUUUUUGGUUAUCUUUCUCAGUAUCGCUGUCCUUACGCUCUUCAAAAAAUUUGGGUCAGAUUGGACAUGUUGAACGAGUCUCUUCGUACCACAUCCCAUUCUGAGUAAAACAUGACCCGUAUAUGUAAAUAUAUAAAUGUGACAAUUUUGGGGUGAGAUCUAACCCAUUGUGUCACAUCGGAUCAUUCUUUUACCCUGACCAGAGUGGGGCAACAAUUAACCCGGAUUCAAGGUCAAUCUAACCUGGAAUUUUCAAGAGUGAUAACUAUUAAUAUAAAAAAAUAACAACUUAUCACCUUCCUUUUCUUAUCAGUUAUUUUGUAACACUUACUGUGCCUUUAUGUAUAGUGAUAACUCUUCCAAUCGAACAUCCCUGAUUUGAAUACAGUGUUCCUAAUGACUGAUUAAUGUUUUAAUCAUUCUUAUGAAAGUGAUUACAACAUACGCUUCACGACAGUGAAAAUUAUAACUAUUGUUGUAAGAAAUAAUAAACAAAAAGGGAAUCGGUGCAAACAA